Molecule: messenger RNA, 4203 nt
Organism: Hemicordylus capensis (graceful crag lizard)
Lineage: Eukaryota; Metazoa; Chordata; Lepidosauria; Squamata; Cordylidae
Gene: MMRN2
Product: multimerin 2
Exons: 7
Coding region: 209-3169 (986 amino acids)
Biological process (GO): negative regulation of vascular endothelial growth factor receptor signaling pathway; negative regulation of cell migration involved in sprouting angiogenesis
Molecular function (GO): protein binding
Source: RefSeq, a predicted model, not a curated record
UGGGCCUCACACAGGAACCCACUCCACAUUGUCUAAUGGCCUCUGACAUUUCCACAGUAGCUAAGAGGGUUGGAAGCUUAACUUCCGCUCUUUGUUAACAGACUCAUUCCUCCUUCCAAGUUUUAACUUAAAGAAUAGUACAAGCAGGAUACCAGGAGUGAUUUGAUUUGAAGUUCUAGGAGGUGUAAGAAGCUAAAAGGAACCCACAAUGAUAGCGAAGAUUUUACUCCUUUGUGGAACAAUAGGACUGGUGCUGUCAAGCGCGCAUUCGAGGCACCCUGGCUCUCAUGAUCAUGAGCAAAGGCCCCAAGCUCAGAGGUUAUCAACAAGUUCACAGUUGUCUUCUCCGCCUGAGGAACACUGGGGAAGAGAGCUCAUGAAAGAGGAAGCCCUGAACCAAGUUUCUGACAUUCUUACUGACACAGAUGAUUAUGAAGCUGGAAGCCAGCAACCCAGAAAUGAAAACUGGUGCUCUUUUAUGCAGUCCCGACUGGUCACAUACAUAGCUGCUUGCAAGACAGAGAAGUAUGUAAUUAAGUCACAGCAACCAUGUAGGACUCCAGAUUGCCAAAAAAUCAUGUACAGGGCAGCCUUGAAACCAGUCUACCAAGUAAAACAAAAAGUCGUAAGCUCUCUGCACUGGAAGUGUUGCCCUGGCUACAUUGGCAAGAAUUGUGAACACCAUGAGCCUAAUUUCCUUCCAGUGUCCACCAAACAGUCGGGCAUCUGGGAGGAAGAAAGAGAAGCAUCCACAAACCAAAGAGACAUCAUAGAAGCCCAUCAGAGCCAUGAAGCACAGUUGGAGGAUCUGCAGAAUGAUAUUCAUCAAGCAACAAACAACCUGGGAGUCUUACAAAAUAUGCUUCAUUAUAACAUCAGCAGCACCAAGCUAGAAAUGAACCACAACCAAUCAGAAACACAGGAACAGUUCCUCCAGCAAAUGCUUUUUCCCCAUGUGGAGAGUUUCUUAAGGGCACAUUUAAACCCAGUCUGGGUAAGCUUCAAUAAAAGUCUACAAGAUCUUUCCACCAUUCUGAAAAAUCUUUCUCAGAAUGUUGAGGCCAAUCGGAAAAGUAUAGAGAAAUUCCAAGAAAGCACUGUGCCCAAGAAAGAUUUUCAAGAUCUGGGAACUAAGUUUGAAUCCAAAGUUCAAGAAAAUUUAUUGAGAGUAGACCAGAUGAAGAAAGAAAUAGAUAGUCAUUUACACUUACAUCAAAUGGCGAUGCACUACAAUCUCACAAUGAUCAAAGCAGACACUGAUAUGAAGCUCAAGAGAUAUCAUAAGAUACAGCAACCUUUUUUGGCAGCCUUAAACAGCAGCAUAAGAGAAAUGAGACAAGAACAAGAUAAGCUUCAAGAUGAGCUUGAGGCCCUGAACAGAAACUUUGCAGAAUUCUCAAUACAAUUUGGCAGCCAAAAUGAAGAAUUUACGGAGACAGACUUUCAGGUCUUCAAUCAAACCCUGACAGUGCAUGCUCAACAGCUGAAGGAUCUUUAUGAGGAGACUGAUGAAGCCUAUAAAGAUUUUAUUAAGUUGCAAGAUUCAGUUAGAGACUUAAAAACCAGCUCAAAGGAUGAUAUAGAGGAGCUUAGAGUGAAUGUAAUCGAGAGAGGUCUUAUAAUGGAGGAAUACAGGGAAGAUCUGGAAAGGAAGAUUCUAGUGCUCAACAAUACUCUUGCAAAUAUUCAAGAAAGUCUCUGGAAUCUACAGAGGACUAUGAAAGCAUGCCAUUGUGAAAAACUACCCCCAGAAAUAGAUACAGAAGCAAACAUUACUCAGAUGAUCAGAGAGGCAAUAAUAGAGCAAUUUGAGGCACGUUUAAAAGAUCUCGGAAAUAAAAUCAAACAUCUAGCCACAGCUUCUCCUCCUGUACACCAGGCUUUCAAUUUCCAAAAGGAGCAGCUGGAAGUCUCAAGUCUUAAGUCUCAAAUCAAAAAUUUGUCUGAGAAUAUUGACAACCUGAAAAAAACUGAUGAGAAGAUGCACAGGCACAUCAAGUAUCUUAACAGCUCUUUUAAUUCUCUCUUGGAAGAUGCAAUGAGACAUGAGUCAGCACUAGUGGCCUUGCUUGGAGAUGAAAUUAUGGAGACUUUGUCUAAAGAAGAUAUUAGUAUUGUGAUAUCACCCAUAGACCAACUUCAGGUGGCUAUCAAGAAGCAAAAUCUUACACUGGAAUCCCUUAUGAAGAGAAUUCAUUCUUUAGAGAUGAGUAAUGAGAACCACACCAAUUUCCAUGAAUCUCCUAAGCAUCCUGUCCUUGAAAAGCAAAUAGAGGAAACAAUGCAAGAGGUCAGUACCCACCACAGUAGUGUGGAACAUAUGGAGCCAAACCAUGAAGCUGCUAUGGAGGAUGCCCUGGACAAUCCAUCGUAUUAUGAUAUUAUGACUCUAAAGAAGGAGAUCGGAUACCUCAGCAGGGAGAUGAAGAAAUACAAAUCACAAUGGGAUAGUGCCAGUUUCUGUUGUAAUCACACCAUACUCAGCCUAGUGGAACCACUCAGUGUUUCAGUGGAUCAUUUGAGGACAGACUUCAUAUCAGCCCAACAAAGCUAUGAAGAGCACCUACAGAUCUUUGAGAAGCUGUUUGGAAAUAGCAAAGAAUUAGCUGCUGCAAACAUAAGUUUGGAUGUUGCAAAGGUUCAGUCAAUGAUGGGCAGGAGGAUGAGGAAACAGCUUAAAGGUCAGGAAAGGCACAACAUGAGAGACAAGAAAGAGGCUAAUGACCACAGAGAAGGUACUUUAAAUGGAAGAAACAAGAUAUAUGCGGAGCUCCUGGAGACAGGCUCAUCUGUGGCAUUUUAUGUGAGAUAUCCAGAAGGCAGAGAUGAAGCACCAAGUUUCAAUGGGACCUAUCUUAACUAUGGAGGUGGUUACUUUCUUGAACAUGGCUACUUCAAGUCCCCCCAUACUGGGGUGUAUAUGGUUGCGGUUAGUAUGGAGCUUAAUCCAGGACCAGUUGCUCUGGGCCAAUUGGUUUUUAGCAAUGGGCACAGAAUGACCCUCAUAAGCAACAAGAAGAGAAAGGCAAAUGGAAGCAUCAUGACAACUUUUGUAUUAGUGGACCUCAAAAAAGGGGAGCACAUGUGGUUUGAAUUGGUGCAGGGUGAUGCAGUGAAGCAGAACCCAGCUGGAAUGAGCAUGGCUGGAUUUCUUCUAUUCAAAACUUGAAGAAGAAGAAAAUGACCCUGGGGUAAUAAAUGGUGUAUUUUUGCAUAAGCCAAGCAGACCUAGUCGUCUGAUGACAAUAUGUGCUUUUUGCUGUGUGUGCUUCUAAAUGUAGUUCUGUCUUUAAUUUGUUUGUGUUGCUUUCCAGAAGCAGUUCAGUAGUUGCUUAAUAUUUUUAUAUAGCAGGAAGGAGGGGGAUGUGGAAUUUAUUGUAUUCCUGUGAGUACUGAAAAAUAACUUAUGUAUCACAUCUUUGAUUGUAUUGCCACUCUGCAGGCUCAAAAAUGCUACCUCCCCUCUUAUCUAGCCAAGCUCUUCUCCAUGGAGAAUGAGCAACAAUUCUAUUACAAUAGUUUCUAACAAAAAAAAGAAAGAAGCAAUCAUAUUUUAAAUGCAAGUUAGUAUAUACAAGGUACCUCUUACAUAACACGGAUAGCAUCAUUGCUGCCCACCUCCCCUGUGUCAUCUAUCAUCACACUGGCAAUAUUAGAAUGGGUAUGGCCUGUUGACUAAUGUUCCCCACAUCAGCAUGCUGCAUAUGAAGUGAGUGCAUGCAAUUUUGGAUUAAGAGAGACAGCACUCAUCUUUAGAAAAAAGUGCUUUUCAAUGAGGAAAAUGUGUACCAAGAGAAAUAUAUUGGUUAGUGUAUGUACUUAAAGCCUUGUUUGUAUGCUGGGUUGUAGUUUGCUUUGCAAAUGGUAACAUUUGAUUCAUGUACAAGGAUCAGAAGAGUCUGCUGCCCUUUUGAUUACAUGCUUACUCUGAUUUCCAUGUAGACACUGAACACUCUGACAUCAAAUGAUCAUUCUGAAAAAUAUUAGGGAUUAAACAUUGUAAAGACUCCUUAUAUGGGGAUACUUAUAUGAUCAUUCUGGAAAAGAUUAUUAGGGAUUAAACAUUGUAAAGACUCCUUAUAGGACAUGAUUCCAGCUCAUUUCCAAGGCAUACAUGUAGAACAUAUAUCCUGGUUUUUGUGACGUUCCAUUUUUAACUUUAGCAGCAUGUAUUAAAAUUAAAGGUUGCUUCAUUUUGAUAAA